Toxorhynchites rutilus septentrionalis is the source of this 4185-nucleotide messenger RNA. RefSeq names its product 1-acylglycerol-3-phosphate O-acyltransferase Pnpla3-like. Gene Ontology annotation, molecular function: triacylglycerol lipase activity. Lineage: Eukaryota; Metazoa; Arthropoda; Insecta; Diptera; Culicidae. The record is from RefSeq and is a predicted model, not a curated record. The coding region runs from base 1288 to 3381 and encodes 697 amino acids. Gene Ontology annotation, biological process: lipid homeostasis; triglyceride catabolic process. Gene Ontology annotation, cellular component: membrane; lipid droplet; cytoplasm. The transcript is spliced from 9 exons.
GAAUCAAAAGAAUUGUCAGAACAGUACGAUUGAACCAUAAUUCAGAUUGUAGAUAUUGUUACUUUUAUUCGCGAUGUUAUUCUAAGAUGAAUAAUAUAUUCCCGUCGAAGACCCACCCUCGGCCAGAACCACCAACUACGCAUACGACAUCUGCGAUAAAGCAGUUCGUCCCAAACUACGGGGCAGUCUCCCGUUGAGAAUCACGAUGGGACUACGCUACUGCGAUGUAUUAUCACCUUUUGAUUCAUGUUAUUCGCUCCCCCAUUUGAGAGUGCCGUAGCGUGGCACGAUUUGUAAUUACCUUCUAUGCUGGUGUGAGCGCGUGUUUACGCCGCUCGCGGUCUGCCCUAUCUCAGAAAAGCACACACCAGCAGCCCCAAGCCCCGCACUCAAACUGCUCCGGCACCGAUGUCAACAACAGCCGGCCGCACUCACGCCAUCACCAUCCUGUCGUUUCAAGCCACAAAUAAUACCGCCCGUGUCACCGCUAUGGCCGUAUAUAACGAAACCGUUCAAUGCUCGCUAGCCUCCAGUUCAGUUCCAGACGGUGAAGAGUUCACACAUCGCGAGUUAUUCGUUGAGGAAGCAAAGAAGUUAUCUUAUUUCGCGGUACGUCCUUUGUCCAUUGCGAUUGAAUCAAGUGGUGGAAUAUAUAAAUAUAAGAAAACGAGAAUCGGUUUCGGUUCAUUGCAUGCGAAUAUCGUUGAAACGUUUGUGAAGAUUGUUGCCCAAUUAGUGCGGUUCGAGUGUACUAUUUGUGAGUUUUUGAAGUGUAUGAUUUUUCGUAACAUUGCAUGCAGCAGUCCGAGGAGAGACACAACUGUUUGCGACUGUUUGGAGAAGAAUCAUGUAAACAUUGCCGGUAGUCAUCAGCAGCAUCGCUAGUGAGAGAAGAAAUAUCACAAGUGAGAAGCCAUAGGAACCUGUGUGGACGCAAAGUGUACCCAGAAAUACCAGUGCUGAUUGUGGAUUGGACGGACGAAGAAGCGUCGACUAUCUUGUUUAAUUGCAGACUCCGUUGCAAGAGUGCAUCAUCUAUUUUUGUGUGUUCAAAGUACAACGCGCGCGGUGAGGCUUUAAUUACGAUAGUACCUAUCAUUGCUGCCGACCCCGGCCACAGAGAGUGCGAAAAAGCAGCUGAAUUUUAAUCGCCGCGAAGAGUGUUUCGUAGGAAAUCGUUUUGUUCUUUUGGUUUCGGAAGAUCAACAGAUUGUUGGUGAUCGGUUGUUGUCGUUAAAGCUAGUGCGAAGGAACGCUGAAGUGUCCGAUUGUUGAAGCGAUUAUUAUAUGGCCACAAAAAUGAAUUUAUCGUUCGCUGGAUGCGGUUUUCUGGGAAUCUAUCACGUUGGAGUAGCUGUGUGCUUUAAGAAAUAUGCCCCGCAUCUGCUGCUGCACCGGAUCAGCGGAGCCUCCGCGGGGGCCCUCGCUGCCUGCUGUUUGCUGUGCGAUAUGCCAUUAGGUGAAAUGACGUCCGAUUUCUUCCGGGUGGUGAAGGAAGCCCGCAGUCAUUCACUCGGUCCGUUCAGCCCACGGUUCAACAUCCAGACGUGUCUGCUGGAUGGUCUGCAGAAGUUUCUGCCUGCGGACGCCCACGAGCGGGUGAACGGCAAGCUGCACAUCUCUCUGACCCGGGUUUACGACGGGAAAAACGUUAUCGUGUCGCAGUUCAACACCCGGGAAGAUUUACUGCAGGCUCUGCUCUGCGCCUGUUUCAUUCCAUUCUUCUCGGGUAUCCUUCCGCCACGGUUUCACGGCGUACGGUACAUGGACGGCGCCUUCUCCGAUAACCUGCCAACGUUGGACGAAAAUACCGUCACCGUGAGCCCCUUUUGUGGCGAAUCUGACAUUUGCCCCCGCGACAACAGUUCCCAGAUGUUCCACGUGAACUGGGCCAACACCAGUAUCGAGCUGUCCAAGGAAAACAUAAAUCGCUUCAGAAGAAUUCUGUUUCCACCAUCGCCGGAAAUUUUGUCCUCCUUCUGCCAGCAAGGAUUUGACGAUGCGCUAAACUUUCUCCACCGCAACAAUCUGAUCAGCUGCACCAGGUGCCUCUCGGUGCAGUCGACAUUCUGUGUGUCCGACCAGCCGAAACAGCUGGAGGAACAACUGCUGGAAGAGUACGAUCCGGAGUGUAAUGAGUGCAAGGAGUGUACCCAGCAUCGACAGAACGCCCUCGUCGGAAUGAUGCCAGAUACGGUGCUGACCGUUAUCCAGGCUGCCGUAGAUCAAGCGAACAAAGGAUUGAUGAAUUGGAUAUUCAGGCAUCGGGGAGCGAAGCUACUGAAGGCACUCUCCCUUCCGGCCACUCUGCCAGCGGACAUUAUGCUCGCCACCUUGACCAAAUUAAUGGUAGCAACCCCCGCAAUUGGCACUCAACUGUGGUCCGCAAGCAAACUGGCUUUGAAAACCCUAAAUUCGAUACUGGUUAAAGUUCGACGGCGACAGCAGCUCGCAGCUAAUCUUCAGUGCCAGAUCGCCUACACCGAGUACAUGGGCAGUGGAGGCCAACGGAAGGCCUCUCAAGUGCGACUGCACACUCAAAGGUGUACCACAUCCUCCCUGCUGGAUGUACGAGUUGAUGACGGAUCGGAUCUCAUUGCUGUGACUAGUGAUAACAAUAACACCAACAUCAUGGACCAUCAUCACCACUAUCACUAUCGUCACUACUUUGGUGGACAGUACGAGCAUCAUCCGGACCACCCAAACGAGGAUCACCCAGACUACGAUACGUUUGAUCAUAUUCUCCAGGCGACAACACACCACGAUGCGAUGUACGCGUACUACUAUUUGGAUGAUAAUAAUAAGGUGAAAGUGACGGAAAUUUUCGACAUGACGGACGAAGGCGAUGCGGCCCUCCAGAUGGCCCACGAGCGAGAGCUGAACGAACAGCUGGAAUUCGACGACUGGACGACACAGCAAGAUUGUGACCCACAAUCGAUGAUACGGUGUCUGUGGAACCCAUGGACCAGUUCUUCAUUCGAUCGGCAUCCAUAUACUGUUUGCAUGUCUCCUCUCGGUUAUUACCGUGUCUCCUUGUUCCCCCUUCCAGAUUACGUCCUUGCCGACCCCUAUGCUGGAGACGAAAUAAUCGAUCUGGAUGAAUUCAUCGAACCGGUCGAUCACUACCACCCCACCAUCAACAACCAUCCGCACGAUUGGUACCCACAACCCCAGCCCGCGAAGGAUGGUCCACUCUCGCCACUUAUGACAGCAACGGUAAACCAACAGUGGGAAUGUACCAAACUACAGAUAGACGAGCUAGGAUGCGACGAUACGUAUUUCCAGCCAGAGGCUGACCAGCAACAGCAGACGCUGGUCUCCGAAGCAGCUGCGAUUCUUCUUAGUAAACCACCGCCAGUGUAUACCAUUGUGGAGAUGUGAGCAGGUUGAUAGCGAGCUGAACAGGGAGAGAAUGCCAAUAUCAAUUUAUUGAUAGGAACUUUAUAGUUACCACAAGAAAUAAAACAGAGAAGUUUUCUAGACACCGUGUGCAUGUGUGCGCGCUUGCGAGGAAUCUGUAGCACGGAAAAUUGAAGGAGCUCUCGGUACGACAUUAAACGAAAUUUAAUUUAGAUGAGAAUUUGGUGAAGUAGGCAGGAACCUAUUGGACAUGGAACUUCCAGAAACGUUUUUCAUGAUAUGAACAGGGACUUUCGCAUCUUAUUUUUAGAGAUUCGCUUACUAAACGAUCCCAGGACCCUUCAUUAACUAUCUUCUAACCGGCCUUUCACAAAGCUAGAGGUGAAUAAACUUUGUAGUAUAAUUCAAACCGUAUGAUAUAUGAACAAUGUAUAGUAGUAGGUAAGAAACCCAAUGUUAUCCAAACGGUCAGUGUUAAUUCGUAUUUCAAGCGAGCGAAAUGUAAAUUUUUUUUAUCCGCUAGCAGAAACAAACCGCAACGAAAACUGAAAUGAAGUGAAACUUUGCAUGGCUGUGUAACGACAAAAAGUAGUUUUUGUAAGGGACCAAUGUAAAUAUUGUUAAUUAGGAAAAGAAACGCAACUAAUAUAGUAAACAUCAACAGUUAUUAGUUCGACUUUCCAGUUUACACACAUAAGCAUAUCUCGCGUGUUUUACCAUUUUUAUCAGAACAUUUUACAUUUUGUCGGAAAGUGGAGCCUAACUGACAUGUGUAUAAUUAUACCAUAUAUGUUACAAGAAUGGAAUGUUUGUCAAAAAUAAUAA